Trematosphaeria pertusa is the source of this 598-nucleotide messenger RNA. RefSeq lists its product as uncharacterized. The transcript has a single exon. Lineage: Eukaryota; Fungi; Ascomycota; Dothideomycetes; Pleosporales; Trematosphaeriaceae. The record is from RefSeq and is a predicted model, not a curated record. The coding region runs from base 92 to 436 and encodes 114 amino acids.
ACAAAAAGGAUUUCUUAUUAGGUCUUUCCCUUCUGGAUAGCGUUCGAGCGGUAGACCCGGGAUCGUUUUGGCUUCGCACCCUGUAUUUCUUAUGCUGCCACCAUUGGCUAUCAUGGACAGCGUCUUGCAUCUGGAGCGGAUUUGCAUAUCUCGUUUUCCAUCGAUCAGCAUCAGCCGCUUGCAUCUCGCCGCACGCACACACGCGGAAACGGAAGAGAGGUGGAUUCUCCAUGUUGGAUGCAGCUAUUUCCUCGUUGUCUACCGGAGGUGCAUCAGGAGUUACGUUUGGCCAGAGGCAAUGCUUUCUCUUUCCAUAUCCGGUCGGAUUCGGCAGGCCGCGCGGAAGUUCUCUUCUUUUUCCCCGCGGGCCGUGACGGAGCAACUUUUUCAGGAAUGUGUACAAAAAGGGAUUGGAUUGGAUUGGAUUGGAUCUUGAUUUGAAUUGCGGUCCUGUUAUUCUGCAAUGAUGGUGCGCUUUAGACGGCCAGCCAACCAGCAAACCUUGCAUUUUUUUGCAUUUGCUACUGCUCACGAGAGCUUAAUCCCUCUGGGCGAACACACGACGAAACACAGAACAUGAAUAUGUCUUACGAUGCGG